This is a messenger RNA of Hylaeus anthracinus, 4053 nucleotides long. RefSeq lists its product as uncharacterized. The transcript has 3 exons. The coding region runs from base 74 to 1243 and encodes 389 amino acids. The record is from RefSeq and is a predicted model, not a curated record. Lineage: Eukaryota; Metazoa; Arthropoda; Insecta; Hymenoptera; Colletidae.
CAAUUCUCAUUCUUUCGCUUUGUGCCGAUUAGCCACGUUGUUAAUGAGAGAAUUUCUCUUCUAAUCUGUGUAAAUGUUUCGCAAAGAGCAUACAGGAGAUUAUUCCGAUGUGGAAAACCAAAGGAAGGAUCUCGAGAGAUGUCUUGAGAAGUUGGAAAAGGAAAAUAGAAAGCUGAGGAGGAAAAAGAAGAGGAAAAGUCAUCGUCGCAGGAAUAGAUCGAGUGACGCGGUUACUGAUGAGUCGUGGUCGAGCGGAUAUCGUGACCGUUUCAGAUAUUCCAGAGCGAGAUCUUUUGGUUCGGAUCGGUCUGUUUCUUCGAUUCCUCCAGAUAGGAGUGAACAAGAAGACAACCCGGCAGAUGACAGGCAUGCAGGUCAGAUACAUCGGGUUUUGCUGGAUUCCACGAGUCAGUUGACAAAUCUACGGAACAUCCCUGUCGAUGACGUGCCACUGGUAGAUUCUGGUGAGCCAGCGGUAUUGAACACAGAAGCUGCGUUACGUUCUGAUAUUUUAGACAUUUUUGGCAAGCGUAUUUGCGAAGAAAGAGUCUUCGGUCCCCCAGUUCUUAAAGAUCUGGUGGUACGCUGCGAAGACGUUAUUAAAGAGGGUCUGUCGGAGGAAAUUAAAGUAGAGGUCUUGAAGAAAUAUCCACCUCCUAGUAACUGUACGUCCAUUGAUCGUCUUAAACUAAAUCCUGAGUUCAAAUCUGUUGUCCAGGAGUUAGUUGCCAAGAGGAAUGACCGCAUUCGGAAAAAACAGGAAAAGAUUACUGCUUCCUUGGCGCUUGCAAUGCAGGCAAUGUCUAUUGUUGUGAAGGGGAAGGAGAAUCCUGAAAUGCUGUCUUUAGUUAAAUAUUUGUUCGGUUUGAUCCAGCUAUUGGCGGAUCUGCAGCACGAUGAGUCUUUUGCUCGUCGAAGCCUGAUAUUAGCCAAUAUCAACGCUUCUCUUCGAGAUGCCGUCAACGCAUCUGGCUGCGGAGAAUUUUUGUUUGGAAGCAAUUUGGAAGAGGUGUUGAAGAAUGCAAAGACGUUGGAAAGUUCCUGCAGGGAGCUCAAGGUCGCUCAAAGAUCGCAACCUUUGAAACAAACAAAGAACUUGAAAUUCCCGCCCCGUCAACCUCAGACCAGGAAUUAUCCAGCGGCGUCGGGCGGGCAGAAGCCAAGGUAUCACUUGCUACAAAAGAAGCAGCCGCAGUUUGUUCAGAAACCUCGCUACCAGAGACGCGAUCGCGAUCGGAACUGAGAUCGGGAUCAUUUGAAAAAACGUUAGAGGAACGCGUCAAAAUUUUGGAAGAACCUUACCCUGGUUGCAGGAGUCUUGUCCGGAUGAGCAUCGAGAGGAAGGAGGUUCCAAAAGAUUCAAUGAAAAUAUUGUUGGCAUCGCUCAGCGACUCAUCAUGGAAACAAUAUGAUUCCGCUUUGAGGAAAUGGUGGUCUUUUUGCCAAACGAGAAAAAUCAGCCCGUACUUAAAUUCUGUUCCAGAUGUUUUAACUUUUCUGACAGAAGCAUUUGAAAGGGAGGUUCUCAAGGCACUUUGAAUUCUUAUAAAUUCGCUAUUUCGUUGCUCGUAGGUCCAGAGCUAGCUCAGGAUUUUAGGUUAAAAAGAUUUUUCAAGGCGAUGAGUAGAUUAAGGCCGUCGAGGCCUAAGUAUAGUUCUACUUGAGAUCCGAAGAUGGUCUUAGAUUAUUUAGUUACGUUGCUGCCAAAUGAGAAAAUGAACUUGAGAGACUUGUCGUUAAAACUUAUCAUCUUACUCGCUCUUACUACGGGUCAUCGAAUGCAAACCUUUUCGCUAAUAAAAUUAGAAAAUAUUCAGCGGAAAAGUAACCCAUAAAAAACUUCAAAAAAGUAAAAAAAUUACGCCAAGUACAUGAAAAAGUGGAGGAUUCAAGGAGUUAUCAUAGAAAAAUAAAAGAUCCCCAUAAAAAACUACAAGAAAGUAGAAAAAGAUGUGAAAUCAAAAUGAGCAGCCAGUACAUGAAAGUCCUUUCCAAUAAAGUGCAAAGGCGACACUGCGUAACACAAUGUAAAAUUCGGUGAUUUCCAACUAUGUGCAGCUAAAAUGCUGUAUUCAACAGUGCUCCACACUUUAGCGGUGACAUGAAGAAGUUAAAUAGCGUAUCAUCCACAAACUGAGGCUGUUUAAAAAUUUGCCUUGAUGUCCGCGGCCUGGAAGUGAAAUGCUUGACGUGGCCAACUAAGCCAUUCUCAGAUCAUCAAGACCAAUACUUUCUCUCUCGCAGGCUUUUACAUAAUUUUUCAAUUUAAAAUUCUGACAAUAUCAUGAGUACACUUUCAUUAUUUUGCGUUUUAAAAUAAUUCUUAUUCAUCAAAACCUUGACCUUGCCUGGCCACCCCUAGCAUUUGACUUCCAGGCCGCGGUCAUCAAGGCAAAUUUUUAAACAACCUCAGUUUGUGGAUGAUACGCUAUUUAACUUCUUCAUGUCACCGCUAAAGUGUAGAGCAGUCACUUUACAUGAAUUGUCAUUAGGAUCUGAACGUCCGCACUGUUGAACACAGCAUUUUAGCUGCACAUAUAUAGAAAUCACCGAAUUUUACAUUGUGUUACACAGUGUCGCUUUUGCACUUUAUUGGAAAGGACUUUCAUGUACUGGCUGCUCAUUUUGAUUUCACAUCUUUUUCUACUUUCUUGUAGUUUUUUAUGAGGAUCUUUUAUUUUUUAAUGAUAACUCCUUAAGUCCUCCACUUUUUCAUGUUAAUAUAAUACCGGUAUCAAGCAUUAAGUUACGUCAGUGGUUCACAACCACAACUCAGAUCAAUUCACUGAGUCCUCCUUGACUCCUUGAGUCCUCCACUUUUUCAUGUACUUGGCGUAAUUUUUUUACUUUUUUGAAGUUUUUUAUGGGGAUCUCACUUCUUUUUACAAAGAUAAUUUGUAUAGUGAAUGAUUUCAAAUAAUAGAAAAUGGGAGAUCAGUUUGAAUCCAUUAAGGUUUCAAAAGUACGUGGAACGCAUUGCAGUAAGUCUCAUUGCAAGCAAUUUAUUAAAGAAAAAAUGUAAUUAGUUUAUCAGUAACAUUUAAAUGCAACAUGACUUUCUGUCAUGUGUCGUGCAUACUUUUGAGAACUUAAAGGACUAAGUCUGACCUUUCUUUUUCUAUAUUAUUGUAAUACAAUAAAUUAUCUAUUACAAAUAGUGGAUCUCUGUUCAUUCUCUCAUAUUCUCAUUAUUUAAAUUUGUUAUAAGACUUUCUGCCAUGUGUUCUGUGAACGUAUAUGAACUGUAUUCUAAUACAAUAAAUUGUGCGUUACAAAUAGAUCAUUUCUUUUUUUCAUUUCUCGCUUCACCUUUAACAUUUAAAUUUCUUGCAGUGAGACAUCUUGCCAUGCGUUCUGUAUACUUUUGGAAACUUAAAGAACUGAAGCUGAUCUCUUUCCUAUAUCUGGCUUCAGACACAUUAUGUAUAUUGUAGACUCUACGCUUACUAUAAUAAAAGACAAAUGCAUUUUUAUUUUAAGCUCUACAUUAGUUAGCAAGUAAAAUAAGGUUUGUAUGUGUUAUUUACAAAUAAAAUUAAUGUCAUAUGAAUAACGCACAAUUUAUGAUAUUACAAUACCAGAUUCAGUCCCUUAAGUUUUCAACAGCACACAGAACGCAUGGCAGAAAGUCUUGUUGUAACAAACUUAAAUGUUAAAAAUGAAGUAUGAAAUGGAAAAAGAGGUCCACAUUUUCUAACGCACAAUUUAUUAUAUUACAAUACCAGAUUCAGUCCUUUAAGUUUUCAAAAGCACACAGAAUGCAAGGCAGAAAGUCUUGUUGUAACAAACUUACAUGUUAAAAAUGAAGUAUGAAAUGAAAAAAGAGGUCUACACUAUUUCUAACGCACAAUUUAUUAUAUUAUAAUACCAGCUUCAGUCCUUUCAGUUUUCAAAAGUAUACAGAACGCAUCGCAAAAUGUCUUGUUGCUAGAAAUGGAAAUUUUAAACAUGAAAUGAGAAAUAAAGAAAGAGAUCCACUAUGUGUAACGCACAAUUUAUUGUAUUAGAAUAAAAUUCACAAGUAUGCACAACGCGUGGCAGAAAAUCUUGUUG